UUGUGGCACAUUCUCUGCAGCUGUGGAAUACUCUUAAAACAAAGUUUGUUAUACAGAUAUUUAGUUCUCCUAUCGCAAACUUAUUAAAUAUUGUAAAAAACAAGACACAAUAAAAAUGCAUUUUACAAUUUAGUGCAUAAAAUUUUGAAGCGCAGAGUAUUUAAAAGAAGCUCGAUAUAUUUCAUUUACAUUGACCCCAAGAUCAUCAAUAUUUUCAAUGUUUUGUGCGUCCUUAUUAAAACUAAUUGUGCAGACAGCAACUAUUUGUAAAUAUUAAUUAAGAACUGUUAACGUUUUAAUCAAGUACAUAUUUUGACAAAACAUGAUGAAUCUACCAAGUAGAGGAGUCGUUCAUAGUCAUCCGUUCCCUGCAGGACAGGAAAAUCUUCCAGUUGUGAACAUCCCAAACUUGACUGCUCAAAUUGUAAACGGAUUAACAACCUAUAAUAUCGAAUCCAUGGUGAAACGAUUCAAGGAACUUCCUUUCCUCGGCAGCGAAGAAAAUAUCACCGUUGCGGCGAAAAUGGUUUUUGAAAAGGCGAUCGAAGAUGUCCCCUCGUCCACGAAGUUCGUCACGUUUAUUCAUUUAGUGUGCAAAAAGCAGAAAAGUAUUACCGAAAAAAGGUUCAAGGUGCUCAUUACAGACUUGUGCUUCCAAAACCUUCAGCAUCGAAGGGUGGGUGGGGGUGCCAAUAACAGGCGUGGGACGCUGCAGUUAAUGGGGGAAUUGUUCGUCUUGCACCAAGCGAUGUAUCACCAGGGAAUAUUUGAAUGUGUGGAGAUGCUUAUGUCUUCAAAGACUGAUGAUAAUCUUCAAGAUUUGUGCUAUCUCUUGCUCAUCGCUGGGAAGCAGUUGGAACAGCAGACAAACUUUAUAUCUGAUCGGGUGAAAUCCAUUCAAUCCGGUGCCACUCUUCCCAUGCCGAAAUUUGUUCCUCACCCGGACUGGAUGGAGGCACAAUUUCGUGUUUUAAACAAAUGUUCAGAGGACCCAAGUUUAUCCGGCGAGACGCGUAGCAAAUUGCAUGACGUGAUUCGCCAGAAACAAUUCGGUUGGAAAUUUAUAGUGGAUCGAAUCCAGCAAAAUCAGUCCAAUCCCCCACCGAAAAUUUCAAAAUCUUUCCAAGACGCAUUUCCUCCCAAGUCAGGGACGCCAUCGUUUAAAUCGUCGCAAGAAUCUGUAAGCUCGAGCUCUUCUUUUGGACCAGCUUCGAGACAAACGACGCUAUCAAAUUCAACAACGUCGUUGAAAUCAAAUUCAUCCGAAGUUAUGAGCAAGCCAGUCUCGUCAACAAAAUUUGAUAGUCCAGGUUCUUCUAAAUCGCAAAUCAAUACGAAACCGAAGACUGUACCUGUGCCGGUGGUACCCAAAGAUUUAUCCAACUUGAAACCGGAAGAUGCCAUGGUUCACAUACUGAAAACCCUUCAUGCCGGGAAUGUUCCCGCUGUCGCUCUAAAAAUCACAAACUUGCCCUUCGCCGACGAUUUCGAGCGUGUCUACGCCAUGGUCAGCAAUAUGUUGGAUAGAUCUGAGAAGGAUUCAUCUUUUCUGGCAGGUUUGCAUACUCAGGUGGAAAACGAGCUAGCCCAACUUGAAAAGGAUAAUAGUACAGUUUCCAAUAAUGGAAUAGUUUCUUCCCCUGCCGUGCAACAAGAUGAUAAGGAAACCCAAACAAGUCAAAAGUUAACUGUUGAUGCGGAAGUUGCAACCGAUUCGGAUUUUCUCGCUUAUCCGGUGGUCAGACCUGAAGGGGAUAUUACGCCGAAGUCGUCACAGUAUGGGAAUCCUGUGGAGAUCGGAGGUGACCUACAACCAGAAGCAAACUGGCAGAAAAUGGUCGGGUCACUAUUAACGCCCAAUUCCAUGGCACCCCCUGCACCUGCGCUGAAGUAUCUCUCGAUGUACUCGAAUUACGACAGGAUGUUGCAAAAAUUGGGUGAAGAAGACGCCGAAGACCUCAAUAUGGAGAUAUGUAACCUCAUUUUUCAAAGACUGAAGCUACGCGGAGGAAAAUUAGGUGGUCGAUAAAAUUCUAACGUGUCAGGUGUGGACACAAUUGAAAACUAUCGCCAAUGGAUAGGGACUGAUUAUAUAAAUUAAAUAAUAAAUCAGGAUUGUUCAGUAAAUUAA
Messenger RNA from Folsomia candida, 2131 nucleotides. RefSeq lists its product as uncharacterized. Lineage: Eukaryota; Metazoa; Arthropoda; Collembola; Entomobryomorpha; Isotomidae. The transcript is spliced from 8 exons. The record is from RefSeq and is a predicted model, not a curated record. Bases 323 to 2029 code for a protein of 568 amino acids.